AUGUUCUUAUGGUCACAUAACUGUAUUCUGAGAUCAUGUUCUUGUAAUCAUGUGUUAAAAUUGGCGAGAUGCUUACAGCACACACCUCUCUACAGUGAUUCUCCACAGAAAAAGGGAUUGUUCGGGGUUGAGCUAUUGAAAGAUCCAAACGGUUUCAAGCAAAUGAACAAAAUGGUUAGGCGUCGUUCAAUGGAACUCGUCAAGAAGAUUGUGAAUCGUCAAGAAGAAAGGAAAACGGUUGAAUUGUUCGACGAUCUAUCGAAUGAAAUUUGUUGCUCGGCCGAUUUGACAGAAUGCGUACGAUCGUUACACUCGAAUAAGGAGUUCGUUGACGCAGCUGAAUCGAGUAUGCGUGAUUUUACAGAACUUGUUGAAAGUUUGAAUACGAAUACAGAAUUGUAUAGUGCGUUGAAAAAUUCGCUUGAAACUGAGAAAGAUAAACUAACGGAAGUGGAUCGUCGAACGUUGCAGUUGUUUUUGGCUGAUUUCGAACAAUCUGGGAUUGAUCUGCCUGAUAAGAAGAGAGAAGAGUUUGUUGCGUUGAGCAGUGAGAUCUUCGAUGCGGGUUCCAAAUUCUGCAUGGGCGCCGAACGUCCAGUAAAGGUGUCCAUCAUGGAACGUAAACAAUACGGAGUGGACAGAUACUUGCCGAAUCCUUAUCGCUACCUCGUGAAUCCGUUGGCCAUUUCGAUGACACGACGAACACGGCAAUGGGCACAUAAUACUUACUUCAGGCAUAACGACGAGCAGAACGUUAUUUGUUUUCUUUUCCAGGAAGAGAGUUUGGUUCGUUUGAUAACGUGUCGACAUCGUUUGGCACGCUUAACUGGCUUCGAAACGUAUGCUCAUCGUGCACAACAAUUCUCAUUAUUGGGUAACUAUGAUAACGCUCAUGAUUUUCUUACGAAUAUUAUUAAGUCAUGCCGUCCAGCAGCUGAACGGGAAUUAGCCGUAUUGUUGGAUGUGCUGGUGCAGUGUGAAUGCGACUUAAAGACCGAACAUGUUGGUGAAUGGGAUUUGCAGUAUCUUUGCACGAUAUAUCGACGUAAAGCGUAUGGCGAUACGCAUUUGCUCUCGAAGUUGGUUGAUUCGCGUUUUCGUUUCUCAGCUGAGACAAAAUUUAUAUUGUUCCAAUCAAUAUGGAAUGAAGUUCAUGAUAGCAACGAUGCACUGAUGGGAUGCAUUUAUUUGGACAUUGAGCAAAGACAAUCGAAAGGUGUUGGCGAUUGCCAUUUCACGGUUCGAUGUUCAAAACAGUUAAGUGACGGUAAUUAUCAAACACCAAUCGUUGUAUUAUCGCUGUCAAUGACAAGCGAUGAAUCGAAGUCAUUGGAUGAAAUACAUUUGACAUCGCAUCAAGCCGAGAACUUCUUUCACGAAAUGGGACAUGCCAUGCAUUCGAUGCUUGGUAGAACACAAUAUCAGCAUGUGGCGGGCAAGUUCACAUCUUUAAGAACAAGAUGUCCAACGGAUAUGGCUGAGAUUCCAUCGAACUUAAUGGAGUACUUCUUCAAUGAUUUGGGCGUUUUAAGAGAAAUAGCAAAGGAUGAGAAUGGCAACGCGAUGAGUAUGGAUGACGCUGCGUCGCUGAUCACAUCGCGAUUUGCAUUUAGUUCACUUGAUUUGUUACAACAGGCUGUGUACUCGUUAUUCGAUUUGGAACUGCAUGGACAUAAUGUUGAUGGUAUAAUAAAGGGACGUUACACGACCACAGAUCUUUUCGCAUCAAUUUGGUCAACAGUAUUCCCGAACGUCGAACGAAAUCCUUUAUCGGCAUGGCAUCACAGAUUCACUCAUUUGGUACCGUAUGGAGCAAAGUAUUAUUCGUAUCUGGUGGCUCGUGCAGCAGCAUCGUUAAUAUGGAAUAGUCGCUUCCGGGAUGAACCUUUUUCGAAAGAGAACGGACGACUUUGGGCCAAGGUGCAAUCCUAUGGAGGUGCAUUACCGUCAGCUGAUUUACUGCACAUAGCUCUGGGCUAUUGGCCGACGAGUAAGAAUCUGGCAGAUGCGAUCCGAAAUGAAGCAAACGAUACAUGCCAAUUGAGUGCCAUUAAUAUUUAG
Anisakis simplex (herring worm) is the source of this 2061-nucleotide messenger RNA. Lineage: Eukaryota; Metazoa; Nematoda; Chromadorea; Rhabditida; Anisakidae. The record is from the annotation of a GenBank genome assembly.